Messenger RNA from Prunus mume (Japanese apricot), 1233 nucleotides. The record is from RefSeq and is a predicted model, not a curated record. NCBI's taxonomy places the organism in Eukaryota, Viridiplantae, Streptophyta, Magnoliopsida, Rosales, Rosaceae.
GUAUUCAUAACACGCGUUCACCGACAAGAUUUGUCCUAGUCAUUGGUUCUUUGCUUUGCAGCUGUUGCCAGUAAUGUCGCCCUUUAGCUUUAUCUUCUCCGAAUCGCUACAAUAAAUCUCUCAAAGCUCUCUGUAAAGCUAAGCUCUUCGUUCGCGAUCACUCACUUUCCAAACUGUGUGUGUACCAAAUAGCUUCCAUCACGCUUACCUCACUCAUCCCACUUUCCAUUUAUUUUCCUUCCUGCUAUUGCUUUCUGUACCGUUAUACCAUUAAGAAAGAAACCCAAGUUCACAACUGGGUUUCUCUCUCUUGCAUUCUUUCACUCUUUCAGAUUUUUGUCUUUCAGCUUCUCUCAUUCCAGAAUGGCCCAUGCAAGAUUAGGCCAAUGGUUAAGUCUUCUAGUAUGUUUACUGAUAUUGCUGAAAGCAGAAAGCCAUCCUGUGGGAAUCACUCUUGUUGAGAAUGCAGUUGCCAAAGGAGCCGUUUGUUUGGAUGGGAGCGCACCAGCGUACCACUUUGACAAGGGAUUCGGUGCAGGAAUCAACAAUUGGUUGGUUCAUGUUGAGGGAGGAGGAUGGUGUAACAGUGUUGAGACUUGCCUUGAUCGUAAGAAUACUCACUACGGUUCAUCAAACAAAAUGGAAAAAUCGAUGUCUUUUUCUGGGGUGCUUAGCAACAAGCAAAAGUUUAAUCCAGACUUCUAUAACUGGAAUAGAAUCAAAGUUAGGUACUGUGAUGGGGCGUCAUUCACUGGUGAUGUUGAAGCAGUAAACCCAGCAACAAAUCUUCACUUCAGAGGAGCAAGAGUUUUUCGUGCCAUCAUUGAUGAUCUAUUAGCAAAAGGAAUGAAAAAUGCUCAAAGUGCUCUUCUUUCUGGUUGUUCGGCUGGUGGAUUGACCUCAAUUCUUCAUUGUGAUAACUUUCGUUCUCUCCUACCUGUGGGUACUAAAGUAAAAUGUCUGGCAGAUGCUGGUUACUUCAUUAAUGCGAAAACUGUUUCUGGAUCUCAAUACAUUCAAGCCUUUUACAGUGAAGUGGUUGCGCUACAUGGUUCGGCGAAGAACUUACCCGCAUCCUGCACUUCAAAAUUGAGUCCAGGCUUGGUAAGUUUUAAUAGUGUUGGCCCAAAUGAAUUCUUGGCCCAGCGCAAUACCUUAUUGAAGAAAAACCCGACUUGGAGCACACAAAAAUCCGCCAUGCACGAGUCACACUCCACGCGCCAUGCCAAAUAA